Molecule: messenger RNA, 825 nt
Organism: Exophiala spinifera
Lineage: Eukaryota; Fungi; Ascomycota; Eurotiomycetes; Chaetothyriales; Herpotrichiellaceae
Exons: 1
Coding region: 1-825 (274 amino acids)
Molecular function (GO): oxidoreductase activity
Source: RefSeq, a predicted model, not a curated record
AUGGCGACCACGACAAAGUUCCUCAACAAACUUCAGGACAAGCGCGUCCUCAUCAUCGGGGGUUCAAGCGGGAUCGGCUACGGCGUGGCCGAAGGGUGUCUCGAGUUCGGCGCUGAGGUUGUCAUCGCAUCGCGCUCGCGGUCCAAGGUCGAGAGCGCGGUCAGCAGCCUCCGGGCGACGUACCCUCAGCACGCGGCCAAGGUCCGGGGGCACGCGAUCACGCUGGACGCCUCCCCGGGGGUCGACGUCGAACGGGACCUCGUGGCGUUGUUCGAGUUCGCGACGGAAGGUGGCACGCACCCGCUCGACCACGUCGUCGAGACGGCGGGCGACCUGUCGCUCAUGGGCAAGGUGACCCUGGCCACGGCCACACCCGAGACGCUGGCCAAGCUGGCGAGCGUGAGGCAGUUCGGCGUCGGCAUGCUCGCCAAGGUCGCGGCGCGGUACGUCGCCAAGUCGGCGCACAGCAGCUUCACCAUGACCUCGGGCGUGUUGAUCCAGCGGCCGCGCAGGGGCAUGGCCUUCACCGCCGCCGUGGGCGCGGCCAAGGAGGGCCUCACCAGGGGACUGGCUGUCGACAUGGCCCCCGUCAGGGUCAACACCGUCAGCCCCGGCGCCGUCGAGACGGACCUCCUGUUCGCCCAGGUGGCCCCCGACGCCGGCGAGGAGGCGAAGGAUCAAGUGAGAAAGACGUACGCCGCCAUGACCCUCGUGGGGAGAACCGCCCUGCCCGGCGAUCUCGCCGAGACCUAUCUGGCCCUCAUGAGAAGUGGCUUCCAGACCGGCACCCUGGUUCAGGUCGAGGGUGGGUACCUGUUGAUGUAG